AUGUUAUUUAAAGAAAUUACGUUAGUGACAUUUUUAGCGAUUUUAGCUGUAUCAACAGCAAAUCAAGCAGCAGAAAAUGGAACAAGUAUUUUAUGUGGUACUUUAAGAGUAAUAUUUGUCAAUAUACUUAAACCGAAAUGUAUGAGUGUCAGUGUAAUAGUCAAUAUCAGUGAUCAUGAAGAUUUUAAAUUUAGCAAAGAUAUAUUAGAUGAUGUUAUGACCAUCAAUAAAAAUAUUCAAGUACCGGUGGCAAUUAAUCAAUAUACAGCUUCGAAGUUGUUGCAUCUGAUACAGGCAAAAUUAAUAUUUACCAAUUCAGCAGAAAAUAUCAGUAAACAUUGUGAUUGUACUGAACCUAUAUUGUUGAAACGUUUUGACAGCAUCCCCAAUAAACUUUACGAUCAUGAUUUAUUUCCCAUUAAAACUAAGAACUUUUAUCAAUGUUCUAUGAAAGUAGUGCUCUGGCAUAUACCACCUUUUAUGAAUUUGACAUAUGAAAACAAUAUGAUCAACUACAAAGGUUUUGAUGCUGAUAUAUUAAAAGAUUUAGCUGAAAUUUUGAAUUUUUCCAUCAAUGUUAUACCCAAUGAACCGCAAAAUUUUAUCAGUGGCAAUGUAUUCCCAAAUAGAACGGCAAUAGGUGUUUUUAAGUUGCUUUUGGAGCGUAAAGCAAAUCUAACUAUUGGUUUUAUUGGAUGCCUUCCUAGACGUUUGCAAUUAACUACAGGAUCUAAACCCUACUUUCUUUCAAAAGUUUUAAUUAUUUUGAAAAAUUCUCCAAAAUUUACACCAUAUCACCUGCUUUUGAGGCCUUUCAAUAUAACGACUUGGGGUUUUCUUCUAACACUUGUAGUUUUGAAAUCUAUAUUAAAACGUUUAUUUUGCAGAAAUAUCAAAUUACGACACAGUUUCCGUAAGCUUCUGCAACUACAAUGGUUAUUAUUAAUGUUCAUAAUUCGUUUAUCUUACGAAGGAUCAAUAUUUCAAGCAAUUCGUAUGUCACCAUAUCAAAGACUACCCUUAAGCAUAGAUGAAGUGGUUAAGCAGAAUUAUUCUCUAGUCACGGACUAUGCCGCUGCACGUAUUUUAAGUGAAAUGAGUUAUCUUAAAAACAUUACAACUAUUGUACCAGGAAAUCCUCAAAGUGUUUUGGAAUCAAUAGAUGACUUGCCUCCUAAAACGGGUGUCUUAAGCAGUGAUAUAUUUAUAGCACUAUUUAUGAAAAGAAGACUGAGUAAUUAUAGUGAAUAUGCCAUUGUUCGCGAUAAGGUUUCCAAUACUAUGAAUUGUAUAUUUUUUCCCCGUUUAUCAUUUAUAGCACCAGCUUAUUUGCCCUUAACUACCGAUCAGUUGAGAUACCAUUACAAUUGGAAUUUACACUCACCUUUAGAUUUAAAUAUUUUAAAGGCAGUAUUUAUAUGUUUUACAAUAAUGAGUGUUAUAUCAGUGUUGGUAUUUCUUUUGGAACUUUUAAGUUUACGCUAUAUAAAUUUAAGGAGAAUUUUUACUAUAAUUUGUGGUUAUUAA
Lucilia cuprina (Australian sheep blowfly) is the source of this 1527-nucleotide messenger RNA. RefSeq lists its product as uncharacterized. Lineage: Eukaryota; Metazoa; Arthropoda; Insecta; Diptera; Calliphoridae. Bases 1 to 1527 code for a protein of 508 amino acids. The transcript is spliced from 4 exons. The record is from RefSeq and is a predicted model, not a curated record.